Messenger RNA from Diospyros lotus (date-plum), 1149 nucleotides. Its product is annotated as ras-related protein RABA1f-like. Gene Ontology annotation, molecular function: GTPase activity; GTP binding. The coding region runs from base 282 to 938 and encodes 218 amino acids. The transcript is spliced from 2 exons. Gene Ontology annotation, cellular component: endosome. The record is from RefSeq and is a predicted model, not a curated record. NCBI's taxonomy places the organism in Eukaryota, Viridiplantae, Streptophyta, Magnoliopsida, Ericales, Ebenaceae.
GCAUGAAGACAUGUUUGCCAUCAACCGGUUUCUCUCUCUCUCUCUCUCUCUCCCCCCUCUGAAUAUGCGGGCGGAGAUUUGAGCCGUCGAAGAACAUCCAUAUAUACAACACAAACUCCCAACCCAUUACGAUUUGCACGGAUAUAUCUCUCUGCCCUCUCUCUCUCUCUCUCUCUCUCUCUCUCUCUCUCUCUCUUCAUCCCUUUUCUUUCUUUCUCUCUCUCUCUCUCUAUAUACACAUACAUAUCUCCACAUAUGAUAUAGAAUAUAUAAUAAAGCAAAUGAUGGGUGCAUAUAGAGCAGAUGACGAUUACGAUUACCUGUUCAAGGUGGUGUUGAUCGGAGACUCCGGCGUUGGCAAAUCCAACCUCCUCUCUCGCUUCACCCGCAACGAGUUCAGCGUCGAGUCCAAAUCCACCAUCGGCGUCGAGUUCGCCACUCGCAGCAUUCAGGUUGAUGAUAAGAUCGUUAAGGCCCAGAUCUGGGACACCGCCGGCCAAGAGAGGUAUCGUGCAAUCACAAGCGCCUACUAUCGCGGGGCAGUAGGGGCGCUGUUGGUCUACGAUGUUACCCGACACGUGACCUUCGAGAACGUCGAGAGAUGGCUCAAGGAGCUCCGGGGGCACACCGACUCGAACAUCGUGAUAAUGCUGGUCGGAAACAAGGCGGAUCUCCGCCACCUCCGCGCCGUGUCCACCGGCGACGCCAAAGGCUUCGCCGAGAGAGAGAAGACGUAUUUCAUGGAGACGUCGGCGCUGGAGUCGUUGAACGUGGACAACGCCUUCACGGAGGUGCUGACGCAAAUAUACCACGUGGUGAGCAGGAAAGCGCUGGACAUCGGGGACGACCCAGCGGCGCUGCCAAAGGGCCAGACCAUCAACAUCGGGGGGAAAGACGAUGUAUCCGCCGUCAAGAAGGGCGGCUGCUGUUCUUCGUAGAGAUCUGUUAAUUCCAAGUGUUCCUUCUUGUGUUGAGAUUCUAAAGAUUAUGCUUUUCCUGCUGAUCAUAUAGAGAUAUAUUUGUAUAUUAAUUUAUACACAUUCAAAUCUCUCUCUCAGAAUCACUCCCCUGCCCUUCCCUUUUGUCUUCUUCUUUCUUUCUCCUUUUAUUCAUAUUUUUACAACUCAAAUGAUCCAUUAUGUAUGACUC